Messenger RNA from Phragmites australis (common reed), 1574 nucleotides. Its product is annotated as protein DJ-1 homolog D-like. The record is from RefSeq and is a predicted model, not a curated record. NCBI's taxonomy places the organism in Eukaryota, Viridiplantae, Streptophyta, Magnoliopsida, Poales, Poaceae. Bases 157 to 1320 code for a protein of 387 amino acids. The transcript has 5 exons.
AGGUGUUCUCCGGAUGACUCCACUCUCCAGUGGCAGAUAGAGCACUACUCCCCGCCGUCCCCGGAGACUUGUGAGGAAGCUUCUGGACUACGAGCUCGACGACACAAACCGAAGCGUCUCGCCUGUGCGGUCGCGAGUGUGUGACGGAGAUCAGAGAUGGCUGCGAAGAAGGUGCUCCUGCUCUGCGGCGACUACAUGGAGGACUACGAGGUCAUGGUCCCGUUCCAAGCGCUGCAAGCGUAUGGGGUGGCUGUGGACGCCGUCUGCCCUGGCAAGAAGGCCGGCGACGUCUGCCGCACCGCCGUCCAUCAGGGGACUGGCCACCAGACAUAUUCUGAGUCAAGAGGUCAUAACUUCGCACUCAAUGCUUCAUUUGAUGGGAUUAGUGCAAAUGGAUAUGAUGGAUUGGUAAUUCCUGGAGGCCGUUCACCAGAAUACCUUGCAAUGGAUGAAAAAGUGCUUGACUUAGUCAGAAAGUUCUCUGAUGCUAAGAAGCCUGUUGCAUCAGUUUGCCAUGGACAGUUGAUUUUGGCAGCAGCAGCAGUAGUCCAGAACCGUACCUGCACUGCGUAUCCAGCUGUUAAACCAGUUUUGGUUGCUGCUGGUGCUAAGUGGGAAGAACCUGAUACUAUGGCCAAAUGCACUGUUGAUGGUAAUCUCAUCACUGCAGCGACAUAUGAUUCUCAUCCUGAAUUCAUCAGCCUGUUCGUCAAAGCACUUGGAGGCUCUGUGGCCGGCUCAAACAAGAAAAUAUUGUUCCUCUGUGGGGACUAUAUGGAGGACUAUGAGGUUAUGGUCCCAUUUCAGUCUCUUCAAGCUCUUGGUUGCCAUGUAGAUGCAGUUUGCCCUGACAAGGGUGCUGGGGAUAAGUGCCCAACUGCCAUUCAUGACUUUGAAGGUGACCAAACUUACAGUGAGAAGCCUGGUCACGAUUUUACUUUGACAGCAUCGUUUCAUAGUGUGGAUGCUUCAAGCUAUGAUGCACUUGUAAUUCCUGGCGGACGGGCUCCUGAGUAUCUUGCACUGAAUGAUGAAGUCCUUAGCUUGGUGAAGGGUUUCAUGGAUAAAGGAAAGCCAAUCGCAUCGAUCUGCCAUGGCCAGCAGAUUCUAUCUGCUGCUGGAGUCCUCCAGGGGAAGAAAUGCACGGCAUACCCAGCUGUGAAGCUCAAUGUGGUGCUGGGGGGCGCAACUUGGCUGGAGCCUAACCCGAUCGACCGCUGCUUCACUGACGGCAAUCUUGUGACAGGUGCGGCUUGGCCUGGGCACCCGGAGUUCGUCUCCCAGCUCAUGGUUUUACUCGGCAUCAAGGUUUCCUUCUGAAAGAUGAGGGCUCCCAUAGUUCCUAUAGCUUUGGAUUUCCAGACAGUCUAUACCCACAGCACUUAUGCAUCUUAUGUGCAGUAAGUUUCGGACUUAAUUUUGGUACUGUGUUUUGCAAUAUUGAAAUAUGGCAUCGUCUUAUUGUCGUCGUUUGGGCUUGAAACAACAAAGGCUUCUACGUGUUGAUCUGGUACGAGCAGCUGGAUUUCGGUUGUUUCGCCAGUGAAAUAUAUCCCUCAGUACUUGUGCUUUGA